CAAUCAUGAAGUGUUUUUUUUUCUUCUUUUCAUUUUUUUUUUGGGGGGGGGGGUCCAAAACCAGCACUGAUUGAAAGGGCCGUUCCUUCCGAUGUUCAAUCGAACCAGCCCAUAUGACCCAAAGGUCGUGCUCGCCUCUCCCCCCUCAGUUUUGCUUCCAAAAAAAUAUCAUGGUCUCCUUACUGCAAAUAAAGAUAUCUUCCCGAGUUUCACUGGACCAUGUUGAACUACUGCCAAUUUAGGCGGGGCCAAAGUUCGUGUGAAUCGCGAAAACCAUGCCACGAAUACAUCUAACUAGUGACCAGGGUUUUGCGUCUCGGGUAGACCUUUGUGACAUAGAAUGAAAGAGUGUGGCCCUAACAUUCUCCCAAUGUCAAGUUCUUCAUUCGUGUUUCAUUUUCGGCAAGCGAAACAAGGCUGCAUUUUGGCGGUAUUUCAUACAACUUUGCUCCCUAGCCAGCCUCAGGGUACUUAUUGCUAAGAGCACUCUUCGCACAAUCUGGAAGGGACAAAAAAAAUUCAGCGUGUUCUUUGCCUUCCAUACUUCAAAAUCACAUGUUUUGAAGGCCGACCACAUAAUACUUUUUGCCCCAUGUAACUCCAAAUGCCGUACUUUUGGUAAAGUUGGGAAUUUUCAACGCGGUUUUUGAGAACGAAGCGUUCGGUCAAGAAAAAAUCGAACGGAUGGAGAUGACACAUCAAUGCCCAUAGUAACGCAUAUAAAAAAUAGAGAAGGUACUUUUUGAUUAGGGCGAGAAAAUAUAUAUAUAUAUAUAUAUUGUUUUUUUUUGUCCCACCCACUCUUCAGAUACUACGCUACGCUGGGGCGCGCGCGGCUGGGGCGCGAGGCUUGAUUCCGCGAACAACGUUUUUUUUUUUUCCUUUUUUCGUGUGGUUAAGUUAUCCUAUCCGUUAUGGGGAACCAGAGCAUACAUUAUAUGUACAGCUAAAUCACACCUAUGCAACUACAGCGUACUAGCGCGAGACAUUCAUGUGGUGCUUGGUAGUCUAUCCACACCGAACAGCUGGCUGUUGAAUCUCCACCCAAGCAGGCUGAAAUUAUAAAACAGUUUAUUUUGCAAUUCAUACAGCCUAGAUAUUGUAUUUUCGCGAUUGUAACAGUUUGAAGUAAGAACAAAAAGGCACCCACAUAACUGAAUGCACAACAGUUUCAUUAUUAUUUCAUAUUUUCUUUUCAAACGUUAAAAAGCAAAGACGACCAUUGGUAGAGUAUCUCAUUAAAAGUGACCAGUACAAUUUUCUCUGCACGGCGAAAAGGACUUGAACGCUGCUGCAAUGAAGUUUCCGUGCGCGCCACGCACUUUCAUACCGCAGGCCUUCAUUUUGCACGCGCGCGUUUGGUGAUAGUUACUCGUGAGCAUUUCUCACAUUAUUCACCGCCACGCUGUGCGCGUUUUGCCUUCACUUACUUAAAUGUAGCAGCACGCUAAGUGAAAGCUCUAGACAACCAUAGCGAAGAAACACAACGACUCUCCUAGGGUGUUGAGGAGAUUCAAAAGUGCCUCCUACCAUUCCCACUUCAGCCAUUGUUCAACACGACGACUUCAGCAAGAAACUUGGAGCACGAACAACGUCUGUGGUCACCCGGCAUGCAUCAGAUGUGAGAGAGACGAUCAUAGAUAAAUCAGCUGACCGCGGAUGAGCUCUCCUAAGCCGAUUUCAAGGCCAUGUGUUAAAGGUUUCGUGUAUGUGAGGAAUUGGAAACUCAAGAAACGUGCGCAGAACCCGCGCAGUGCCCACAAACAUCGCUUACCAUAGAUCCUUCAAAAAGUUAAAGCAUAUGUGUCACAUGAGAUUUUUAAAGGUAUUCAUUGUAUAUAAUACCUUGUAUUAAAUGUUGUAGAUCUCUCUCACCUCUUCAGUAUAGACUCUCAGCAAUUAAAACUUGUCAGGGAGAUGUGAUCAUUGUUUCAGUUAAUAGGCAUGCACGUAUACAUGUAUGCUAUAAGAAGAAAACGAUUUCUUGAUAAGGCAAAUUUCCUGUCUACUGAUGUUGUUUGCAUCUACUGUUGAUCACAUUCAUGCCGCUCUAGGUUUAUCUCCGGCCCUUUGGAACUCUCUCAAGUGGCCUUUGCUUCAGGAGGAGCGCCCUCGAGCAUGUCAAUUAGUUGCAAAAAUAUUGACGUAUUUAAGAAUAUUACACUGCUUGAGUGAUUUCAGUUCAGGUAAGUUGCAGUGGUAGUGAACAUUUCACGGUGUCGAAGGCGCGGUUCCUUCAGGAUAUACGAAUGUCUUCGAGCACGUGAGUACGCAAGGAGGACACUCAAUUUGGCACAACCGGGCCUGCAAGUUAUCAGAACAAAGAAACAAAUAAAAAUGUGCUGCACUUCGAAAGGAGAUAAGCCUUGUGUCUCAAGGAGGCGUUACCACUGUCUAAGUAAUUUAUUUGGUUAAGGUUACAUCAAUACCUAGAUUAACUGGCCAAACGAGCGUGAUCUAAUUGCGUGAAGUAAUUAUUUGUGCUGCUUCGGUGUGUCCAUAUCUGCGAGGCAUUACUCCAAAGCCUCCGCUGCCGCUCACUAAAAGACUAAAAUUUCUACGGCAAUGCUUGAUAUAAAUCACACUGAACGUAUCUACAACAACGGCUGUGAUUCUACGGGACGACUUCUUUCUACCAUGCGUUUAUGCAUGGUAGAAAGAAGCAUGGGACAUUAGACACUGUUGUUGUUAAACUCACAUCACUUCUUAUUGAAAUAUCGGCAGUCAAAUGUGGUGUAGCACAAACUCCAGCUCUGCAGCAGUGAAGGAAUACAAAACAUAACGUAAUUAAACGGACUGUGAAGCGAAGAAUAACCCCCAUAUUUCUGCCCAUUACCGUGCACAACAUCACUGUUCGAUAGAAGCAUUACUUCUCAGUUCGGCAUAUUUUUACGCAUAAAUAUUUUGAAGAUUGCCGGAACAUGGACGGUGCUGCCAACGAACAGCAAAAAAAGAGCAACUUGGGUCCAGGGUCCAAGGCUCACAGGGAUUGGUCAACUCCUAGAACGCGCCCACUGCUACACUAACGGCUUCUUGGGUCUAUAUUCUUGAGCUCGGCGGACGUUACUGGGGCGGGUAGCUGUCCAGGUUCUUCACCUUGACUUCACGGCCAGACGCUGGGCCAAAACAGAAUAACCCCGUCAUGGACCAAGAGGAGGCAGAGAAUACGACAGCGAUUCGCCGCAGCAUGCACAAGGACAUAUGCAUCAGCGGUUUCUCGAGAGCGUCACGGAACGAGCGCAUGGAAGCCGUAAAGCGGUGGCUCGAAGACGCUCCUCAUCUGACAAAGUGGAUAUCCCCGGACGACGGACACUCGGCUUUGUACAGGGCCGUGAAGAAUAGGUUAUUUGAUGUGUAUGCUUUUCUCUGCUUUCGCAAAUGUACCUUCAAAGAUGAUGAAGAAGCAAAGUGCCUUUCUGAUCUCAAUGAAUACGAGCGACUCGUCCUUCGUCGACAAAAACGGCAUUUUGUUACCCCUGUUGGGGGCUCGCAUAUACUAUACGUGAAAAGCAAAACACGGCAGCACGAAAUAGAUAUGGAUGCUGAUAAGAUCAUGGACAAGAUCUACAGAGACCUCGACAGUUUGGAGCUGGUAUGUCCACUUCUGAAAGCAUGUGUAGACGCGCGUUACAUGGAAAUCGGAUUCACCUCUUUGGGACAGGGCGUAGGUAACAUCACGGGCUCUGCGUGCCGCUGCCUCAUGGGACUGACCGAAUUCGACCUGGAGAAAAUCUACGUCAGUCUAGAGAAAGGAGAGAAUGAAGCUCGCGGGACCUUAGCGCAUGAGCUUUGCCACAUGGUCAUGUAUCGUAUCUAUCAAAAUGGUGGCAAGCCUUACCGGAAUAACGACAACGAAAGAGCAACUCUCUACACGCGUGUCUUGCGAUGCACCGAGGAAAAAGUAAAGCAGAUAGUGGCGUCGAGCGAUGAAGAGAAGAUCCUUGCCGAUAUUUUCAUUAAUGCAUUUUCCGAAAAAGGUAAAGAACAACAAGAACUCAUUGCCCGUAUUCCCCAUAUUAUUGCGUACUGUCAAAAUGAGGGCAAUGGAGUCACCUUUCUGAAAAAGUGGGCGAGAGAUUUGCUCAAGUACUACCAAGAUAAAGUUGUACCUGACAUCUCUAAAUACAUCGAGAGUCUGGAUCAUGGAAAGGAUGCCGAGGAAAUCGAGAGAGAAAACAGACGUCUCGGAAAAGUUCCUCAGAUAGAAACGAUGAAAGUGCAGUUCAUCCGGGCAAUUAAUAUUGAAACAUUUCCAGAUGCGCCGCUUCUGAUUCUUAAAGGACCUAACUUACCUUUACUUGAGGCCCUCGUGCACGACUGCUUGCAAUUCGCAAGAGCAUUGUCAUUAUUCCUCGAGACAGACAAAUGGAGUAAAAAUGUUGAACAACUUUUGCUGAGCCGCCUCUGUGAAUUUGUGGUCCUCACCGAUGUUACGAAACUCAAUGUCAGAGAACCGCUGCAAUCGUUAUUCCCACUCGUCGUAGGACCAACAAGAAUAAUGCUUCUCACUGGAGAGAGUGAAACAGAGAGCAUAAAGAAGGCGGCCAGUGUGGUAGGCUUCCCCGAAUCUGACAUACACGUAGAAACCGUUCGAGAGGCUUCCAUGCAGAACGUUGAUUCACAGUAUAAGAAAACCAUUCUGAAGAAUUCUGCCGUCGUCCUACAGUCCGGGAAGGACAUUUCCGACCUUCUCGGCGAAGAAAAUGUAGCGAGCUACAUGGACGAGUCGUCGUUUGCGGCAUUCUGCCGAGAUCGACAGAUUGUGAUUGGGCCACAGGUGCCACAUCUUCCAGCACAUGUCAGAGAAUGUUACAUUGAACGUCAUAUUACGAGAGCAGCGGUCGUUGACAUGAAGAAAGCUCGUCCGCGCCCAAAUGAGACAUUUGUAAUACUAGGAGAAGAAGAUACUUUGCGAAAUGUUUUUGCACAUUCCGGUGAUCCUAUGCCUGAACAUGCCAUGGUAAAAAAUGAGCAAUAUGUCUACACCCGUGACAGAGCAGACUGCGAAGAACUCUUGCUUAGAGAGAAUGUAGUACACGUGUUCCGUUAUGAUAGAACUAAUAGACACUUCGUGUGGGAGAAGUCGAAUGACGCUCUGGGUCACGUAACAAUGAAGAACAGAAUGGAUUACACUGAGGAAACGUUGUCUAAUGUACCACAGAACACUGUCGUCGUAUGUGGGAAACCGGGUAUAGGAAAGACUGUUUCGUCCCAUCGUCUUUGUGAACAGUUUAAGAAGCAUCACUAUCAGGUGUGGGUACUUCACAUUGACCUCCCCAGCGUUACCGAACUCUUAAGAAACAUGAAUGUGAAAAAUGUGAAAACUGAACAGUUGGCGGAACUGUGCAAAGUGAAAAGGCACGGAAUGGAAUACAGGCUGUUCUGUGAUUGCGUUAAAGUAGGAGCACCUUUGCAAAUUGUCUUAAUUCUUGAUGCAUUGGACGAACUUCCAAAGGAUUGUCUAGAGAAGGCACUCGAUCUAACGAGGUACCUCGAAAGCACAAAAGUGCACAAGACAUUUCUUUUCAGCCGUGGCUCAUUGAAAUCGAAAAUACAAGACCACCUGCACACGAUUGCGUUUGUAAUGACUCCGUUCGAUGAGGACGACAUAGAAACCUAUAAGUGCAUAGUCAGAAGACUCAUUACUCGAAAGAGAACCGAAAAAAUGUCAAAAGGGUCCGGCGAUGCUUGUACACCUACGUCCGGAGUGUGCUUAGUCGAAGAAAAUCCCAGGUUGCUUCGGAUGACUCUAGAAAUAGAAGAAGGUAUGGCCUUGGAUGAGGAUCAUGACCAGAUCCUACAACAUCUACGAGCUCAGCUUCAUAAUACUUCCUACUGUCCUACACGUAUGCUCUGGGAGUACGUGUAUCAGCUGUGUAGUAGAGAAAAGAAGAGAGAACAUAUUAGUAGUAAGUACUGGACUCUCACGGUGCACAACGCUCAACUGUCCUGAACACGAUUUAAUUAGCAAUUAGAGCUAAUUGGGACCCCCCACAUUAAUCAGCACCCUCCAGGGAGCCACCACACUAAUUGGGGAAAGUCUAACUCGUGUCCAGACCAGCUGAGCUGAGCGUUGUGCACCAUGAGAGUCCAUAAAAAAGAAAAAUAAUAGGCAGAAAAUAAAAUAAAAAGAUGGAAAUAGA
Molecule: messenger RNA, 6143 nt
Organism: Ornithodoros turicata
Lineage: Eukaryota; Metazoa; Arthropoda; Arachnida; Ixodida; Argasidae
Exons: 3
Coding region: 3143-5953 (936 amino acids)
Molecular function (GO): ATP hydrolysis activity
Source: RefSeq, a predicted model, not a curated record